UUCCUGUGACUGUUGAAUGUUUUGUAAACUGAUCCGAGUUGCACACAGAUGAUUUUUUGGGGGGGACCUGCAGCUGAUCUGCUCGCUCGAUGCACGAUGGUGCAUAUUGUCUUUCGCUUGCAACGCUAACUACAUGAAUAUAGAAAUAAUUACAAAUACCACUUUUACCGUGCUAUAUUUCCCGACAUAAUCAGACGGAAGCAGCUACUUUGGCUAGCAUGACGUAUGCUAACGUAGGUAACUGUGACAAAAACAAAAAGUGACCCGCUUAAUGCUCAGUCAGUCACCACCAUUUGACGUCUUCAUUUUCCAGACCUUUCUCGCAGGUUACACCAGAAAGCCUGCAAAAGGAUGAAUAUUUCUCAACGUCUUAUAUUACAUAAUUAUUAUUGAAAAUACCAGCUCGUCGCGUCAUCGUCUCGGGGGAUUAGUGAUGACAUCGCGUGACAUCUCGUAGGGGAAACAAUUUCAAACACUCCUCCCUCGAAUUUGAUGACAAGGGUGACGCGCAUAAACGAGGGCGAAGUGACAAAAUGAGACAACUGAAUGGACAGUUUUGACUACACUUACGCAACAUGUUUGAACCUCCCGAGACGCUGCUGAAAUAUGAGAACCCAGUUUUAAUCAGUAAAACCACAGAUAAAAAGUGUUCGAAGGGGGGGAAUCCUUUUAAAGUCAGCAACCAACCGCAUGCCGAGUCCCCGGUGCCUCCACCUCCAAAAGCCAAAUCCUCUGCAGCCGAAGCUCCGAGGCAGCAAAAUGAUGACAUACUCAACCUCAUCUUUCCACCCAGGGAAUGGAUGGAGGGAAACCAGCUGUGGGUGCAGCAAGUGUCCAGUGCACCGUGCACACGAGCGGACGUGGUGAACCUCGAGGAGCACCUGGACAGGAAGCUGCAGCAAAGACGGGCCAUAGAGACGGGAAUAUGCCCUGUCCGAAGAGAGCUUUAUACACAGUGCUUUGAUGAGCUGAUCAGGCAGGUAACCAUCAACUGCGCAGAGCGUGGUCACUUGUUGUUGCGGGUCCGAGAUGAGAUCCAGAUGACCAUCGCCGCUUACCAGACCUUUUAUGAGAGCAGCGUGGUUUUUGGCAUGAGGAAAGCUCUGCAGGCUGAACAGGACAAGGUGGACAUGGAGAAAAAAAUAGCCGUGCUGGAGCAGCAGAAAGAGGAGCUGCAGAAAGAGUUGCGUGAUGAAAAGGCCAAAUGUGAUGCCAUUGAAAAGACCGAAGAAGAAAAACACGAGGUCCAGGAAAAGAAAUACACGGAGCAGAUUCAGUUCCUUAAGAGAACCAACCAGCAGCUUAAGGCUCAGCUGGAGGGGGUUGUGACACCAAAAUAACUUCACAGUAGACAUUUUACUACAGAGAAUGUCAGUGAACAAUGUCUUUUUUUAUGAAUGAAAUGUAAUAAUCUAACAUUAAAUGUCUUUUUUUAAAGAA
Messenger RNA from Hippocampus comes (tiger tail seahorse), 1440 nucleotides. RefSeq names its product axonemal dynein light intermediate polypeptide 1-like. The record is from RefSeq and is a predicted model, not a curated record. Bases 576 to 1340 code for a protein of 254 amino acids. NCBI's taxonomy places the organism in Eukaryota, Metazoa, Chordata, Actinopteri, Syngnathiformes, Syngnathidae. Gene Ontology annotation, molecular function: dynein heavy chain binding. The transcript has 8 exons. Gene Ontology annotation, cellular component: axoneme; ciliary base.